AUGAAUACACCAGCCUCCCGACGGCAGGGGUGGAUGGUCCGGAACACACACACUGACAGCCACAGACAUUGCCAGAGUCAGAGGACGAAGAGGGUUGACGAAGAACGAGAGGAGAGGAGAGGUGUCAGGCGCAGUGCCCGCGGGUACACAAUGCUCCUCGCUUCGAGUGCCCUCGACUCGCGCCAUGUCCCCUCCUCGAAGCGGCCUCUGGCGGGGCCUAUUCACAACUUGCACUAUUCAAUGCCACAUCUUCCACCACUCAGAAUGGACUUUACUAAAGGCUGGAUUUUUGUGCAUUAAAAAUGUUCAAUAAAAACCUAAAAAUUUCCAAAUAGACGGACAAAAACUAUAUACUGUUC
This is a messenger RNA of Nezara viridula (southern green stink bug), 359 nucleotides long. The record is from the annotation of a GenBank genome assembly. Lineage: Eukaryota; Metazoa; Arthropoda; Insecta; Hemiptera; Pentatomidae.